Molecule: messenger RNA, 666 nt
Organism: Alternaria atra
Lineage: Eukaryota; Fungi; Ascomycota; Dothideomycetes; Pleosporales; Pleosporaceae
Exons: 4
Coding region: 1-666 (221 amino acids)
Cellular component (GO): membrane; endomembrane system
Source: RefSeq, a predicted model, not a curated record
AUGGCUGCAUCAUCGAAAAAGUCGGGUGAAGUCAAACCCACCAUGAGCCGGCGACAUCCGCUGCAGCGUUUCGAUUCACCGUCUAAAGGAUUUUCAGGCGCGUUGCAUGUCGCUGGUCUAAUCAGCUUCUACAGUUCCUUCAAGUUCCUAGUGGACAACCCCAACAUCUUUAAUUCAUCCUUCGGCUGGCACCUCCAAUUCCUGACCAUAAUCGGCCUCUCCCUCUCCACAAUAACAUUCGUCUUCGGUCUCACCGCAGACCUAACCUCAACCGCCCUCUCAAGAUCUCCAAUCCUACCUUCAGAUCCACCAGCGGCGGCUCUUUCCGAGCACCUUUUCCGGCUGAAGAACUAUCUAGCCCUGAUAGCAGCGCCGAUUGAAGUCACCAUCAGCGUACUAUACUGGACGUUGAAAGCCAUUGAUGGGAAACUCUUGGUACCCCCUGAUCUACCAUUGCCGCCAGCCAUCUAUGACAUAGGCUUCCACCUCGUCCCCGCCGUUGUCCUAGCACUUGACUACAUCCUCCUCUCUCCGCCAUGGCCCACAACGCCUAUGAAUGAAUCUGCACCUAUCAUUACCCUUUCUAUCUCUACUGUAAUUGCCUUCGGGUAUUGGAUUUGGAUUGUAAGAUACGAUCUUCUCCUUCCCCAAGAACUACUUGGCUAA